This is a messenger RNA of Saccostrea echinata, 1707 nucleotides long. Its product is annotated as organic cation transporter protein-like. Lineage: Eukaryota; Metazoa; Mollusca; Bivalvia; Ostreida; Ostreidae. The record is from RefSeq and is a predicted model, not a curated record. Gene Ontology annotation, molecular function: transmembrane transporter activity. Gene Ontology annotation, biological process: transmembrane transport. Gene Ontology annotation, cellular component: membrane. Bases 1 to 1707 code for a protein of 568 amino acids. The transcript is spliced from 10 exons.
AUGGAUGUAGAUAAUAUUCUCCGGUCCUUAGGAAAAUACGGCAGAUACCAAGUAUUACAGCUGGUUUAUAAUCUGUUCUGUAUGCCACUAAUGACAUAUUCUGUUGUUAUCUAUGUUUUUGUUGGUCACAUUCCUGAAUUUAAAUGCAAGAUGUCACGCGAAAACCUGACAAAGAAUUUCAACGAGACCCAUCGGUCAUAUAACGUCACGGUACAUUCGCGUCAAUGUAACGUCAUCCUUGAAACAAACAGGUCCGGUAUUCUUACACAGGAAUCUAUUCCAUGUCAAGAUGGAUACGAAUUUUUUGGACAGGAAACCACUGCAUCAGAAUGGAAUCUUGUGUGUGGAGCUGAAAGUCUUGGCGGUAUGUCCACCACCAUGACGGUCAUUGGUCAGAUGAUAGGAGCUGCAUUGUUUUCCACCCUGGCAGAUAAAUAUGGUCGCCUGUUGAUCUCCUACACAAACUUUAUCGCGUUGGCUUUGUGUUACGUCAUAGCUGCAGUUGUUCCUUGGUUUAGUGCCUUCGUCAUCCUUAGAUUAUUAAUUGGAGCUUUUUCUGAGGGAGCUUUAAUGACAAUGGGAACACUAGCUUUAGAAAUGUUCCCUGCCGAGUCACGUGGUUUUAUUAACUAUUUGGAUAGCAUAGCCUCUACUUUCUCCAUCACAUCAAUAUCCCUAGUAGCCUACCUUCUCCGCAACGAAUCGUGGAGGUAUACCAUGUUGGGUGCCGGUAUAAUUGGAGUUCACAGUCUUGCUACACGCUGGAUACUACAAGAAUCUCUUCGUUGGCUUAUCGUGAAUGGCAGAUAUGAGGAGGCAAAGCAGUGGAUAAAACGAGCUUCCAGAUGGAACAAGAUGGAUCCCUCCAGAAUUCUGGCAAAGUUUGACUCUGAAGUACAGAGUAGGGAACAGACAAUGCUAGUGGAUGAAAACACUGAGCUUACUAAAUCAGAGGUUAAUGGUGAGCACACCAGAACAGUGAGGUUUCAUUCAUAUAGGAUGAAAGAGAAAUUGUCUGUAUUGGAUAUUUUCAGGCACAAACAAAUGCUACGGACUUCCAUGAUUCUCUGGGUAGUGUGGUUUGUAAACAGUAUGACGUAUUAUGGACUGUUUCUUCUAUCUGGUACCAUGAGUGGAAAUAUGUACUUGAAUUUCUUCUUAAACGGCAUUGUAGAAAUACCGGGUAUAUUUCUCUUUUGGUUUUUCAUCAACAGAUAUGGUAGAAGGAAAACUUGUGUCAUGUUUCAUGCUAUAGCUGGUGUAAGCCUCAUUUUGGCCGCAGUUCUCAACUUUGUUGGAGAUACACCAGUACUAAAAGGGUUGGCCUCCGCCAUGAUUUUUAUCGGAAAGUCUAUGAUAACAGGCUCCUAUACGACAAUAUUUAUAUACACUCCAGAGAUGUACCCUACCAAUCUAAGGGCACUCAGUAUUGGAAUGGGGUCAGCUGCAGGGAGAAUAGGAGGAAUGGUAUCGUCAUUUGCAGCUUUGUUUGGUACCUAUGUACCAUGGGGACCUGGUGUCGUGUUCGGUUCUUUGUCACUCCUGGUAACGAUUUUGUUCCAAUGGUUACCAGAAACAACUGGGAAACAGCUUCCAAAUACUCUCCAGGAAGCCAUGAGUUUCUCUGCCCUGAAAGACAAUAAGAAAAAAGACGGCAGUGAUUGCUGUCGAGGAAAAUAUCUAGAAUACAAUGAACGAUAUAUUUGA